GAAGAAGUGAGAUGCACGGAGCUGAACUGCUCUGCUGUGUGGACUCGGUGCCCCGGCAGUACAGUGUCCAUGUUGGUGUGGGAGCCUGAGGCCUGCUCCCAUACAUCCCCGCUCUGGCCCUGUUGAUCCUAUUGUCUCCUGCGUCACUACACGUCGCCCGGCAAAUAAAGGCCGUCUGGCUCCAAGCUUAAAUAUUGCAGCAAACUAAAAACCAACCAUCAGAGCCGAUUCAUUCACAUCUGCUCAGUGGGGCGACAAGGACGGGGCUUUAGGUGGGAAAGAGGGCAGAAAAAAGUUCACUUUUCCCCGCCGGGUGCCAAGAGAACGGGACAGGACUCAACUUCGCCGGAGCCGCGGCUGUGAGCUACGGACCGAUCAUGGGUGACUGGAGCUUUCUGGGUAAUAUUUUAGAGGAAGUUAACGAGCACUCUACGGUGAUCGGCCGGGUGUGGCUCACGGUGCUCUUCAUCUUCCGAAUCCUCAUCCUGGGCACGGCAGCGGAGUUCGUUUGGGGCGACGAGCAGUCCGACUAUGUCUGUAACACUCAACAGCCUGGUUGUGAGAACGUGUGCUAUGACGAAGCCUUCCCCAUCUCUCACAUUCGCCUAUGGGUGCUCCAGAUCAUAUUUGUGUCCACGCCAUCUCUGGUGUACGUGGGCCACGCUGUGCACCAUGUCCACAUGGAGGAAAAACGCAAGGAGCGCGAGGAGGCAGAGCUAAGCCGGCAGCAGGAGCUGAGCGAGGAGCGUCUCCCUUUGGCACCAGACCAGGGAAGUGUCCGCACCACAAAGGAGACCAGCACAAAGGGCAGCAAGAAGUUCAGGUUAGAGGGCACCCUGCUGAGGACCUACAUCUGCCACAUCAUCUUCAAGACACUGUUUGAGGUGGGCUUCGUGGUGGGCCAGUACUUCCUCUAUGGCUUCCGCAUUCUCCCUCUGUACAAAUGCAGCCGCUGGCCCUGCCCCAACACAGUGGACUGUUUUGUGUCUCGCCCCACGGAAAAGACUGUCUUCAUCAUCUUCAUGUUGGCUGUGGCCUGUGUCUCGCUCUUCCUCAACUUUGUGGAGAUCAGUCACCUAGGCCUGAAGAAGAUUCGAUUUGUCUUUCGUAAGCCGGCCCCAGCCCCAGCCCAAGGCGAGGGUUCAGCUCCUCUGCCGCUAACAGGAAAGAUCCUGCCCCCUCUGGCUGUGUCCUCCCUGCAGAGAGCGAAAGGUUACAGGCUGCUGGAGGAGGAGAAAGCUCCCCCCAUGGCUCACCUCUACCCACUGACUGAGGUAGGCAUGGAGGCCGGUAGAGGGACCCCACCUUACCAGGGGCUGGAGGAGAAGGCAGAAGAGUUGCUUCCCAUGGAGGGCAUUUCUAAGGUGUACGACGAGGCUCUGCCCUCCUAUGCCCAGACCACUGAGACAGGCGGGGUGACAUUACACGAGGAAGAGGCCAAGCCGGUGGAGCAGCCAGCUGAGGUGGAAGCAGAGAGGGUGGAAGAGGUUGUGGAUGAGGAUGUGGAGGUAGAGGAGGCGACGAUCGGGGAGGGCAUAACUGCAGGGGACGCAGGGAUGGAGGCCACGGAUACGAUAGAAGACACCAGACCGCUGAGCCGACUGAGCAAAGCCAGUAGCAGGGCCAGAUUUCCUUACGUUUCGUGGCCUCUAAGUGAAAAUGUGUAGUGUGAACUAUAAGUUGUCCAUGGAGGAAAAGCAGGGCUUAUUCGGCCCUACUGGAGAAUGAGCUAUAGUGGCGACCUCAGGCCAAAUCCUCUCUUUUCGUGCUGUACAAACAUGCGUCCGGGCGAUAAAGAUCGUGCACCAUCAGCACAAGUAUUGUUGGAGGCGAGACAAUAAAAGAAACCACACUCAUCAAUGAAAACAAGCAUCCUUGACCUGGCUGCGAAAAAAUCUUUCAACUUGAUUUUGUAAGACCAGAGUGUUUCCUCAACUGGCAACAUAACACAAUGCUCAUGAGAGCCUUUUGAAUUCAGAGUGAAACAAACAAACAGGGGCAAACCCCCGCUGUACAGAAUGCCCUGCAUCAUGUCUGAUAAUGUACAUAAUGUGCAGUUUUUAGUUAUUUCAUUGUAUGUAGGAAUCACUCACGUUAUCUUUGUGAUUAAACAUCGGUUUAACACACAAACCCAAUAGAAAAAAAAAGAAAAUGAAGAAGCUAUCGGAGAAUAAAUAAAUUCCCCUGCAAAACUUUUGCAGCUAGUAUGCCUUGGAUUUAUCCAGAAUUCUUCUUCUCACAUUCUCCAGCUUUGUUAAUUCAAAUCAAUGUAUGAUUUUUUGUGCCUUAUCUGUAAAUGUAAACUCUCAGAUGUUUUAAGAUUGUAGCAAGUGCUUAUAUUUCUCUGGGACCUGCAUGAACUUGAUGUUUCAGUAGCUUAAAAAAACAAAACAAAAAAACAGAGUUUAUUAUGUUCGCACCCAUCAGCAAACACAUUCAACUUGUCUUAGUCAAAAGGUUAAAUAUGUUUUUUUUUCUUUUAGUAUAAUAAUAUUUGAAUACUGAAGAGACUAAGUUGCAUGUUUGCCAGCAUGAACAAGGUUACAUGGUGCAGGCUAAUGCUAAUAUAUGUGCCUUUGUGUGCGCAGACGAAUGCACACACACCUCGCAGUGUUGGUUUUGGGGGUAUGAUCAAACGGUUCUAGAGAAACUCUGCAAGAGAAGGCAGCUUUGACCCCUUUGUGACCCCCGGCCAUCCCUCAUCCCGCCACCCCCAUAAUCAAAUGCUGAAAAUCUGAAUUUAAGAGAGCCUUCAACAAAAAUCCAAACUGUGGAACACAUUUUAGCGUAUAACCGUGUCACAAUCAGAACUUAAAGCUGGUCCUCGUGUAAAUGGAAAAUGUAUGAUUUUUUUUUUGUAUUUUUAGACUGUUGCAUUCCCUCUAUGUUUGUAAGAAGACUUGAUUAAUUUUUGGGAAGAAAUAAUUCUUUUUACUAACUUGUAGUCUUCUUUGAUGAUAGAUGUGUGGCAGUAUCUUCUUUUGAAAUGUGAACCAACGCAAUAAAA
This is a messenger RNA of Notolabrus celidotus (New Zealand spotty), 3007 nucleotides long. Its product is annotated as gap junction alpha-8 protein-like. Gene Ontology annotation, biological process: cell communication. The transcript is spliced from 3 exons. Lineage: Eukaryota; Metazoa; Chordata; Actinopteri; Labriformes; Labridae. The record is from RefSeq and is a predicted model, not a curated record. The coding region runs from base 378 to 1667 and encodes 429 amino acids. Gene Ontology annotation, cellular component: connexin complex.